Messenger RNA from Peniophora sp. CBMAI 1063, 567 nucleotides. The record is from the annotation of a GenBank genome assembly. Lineage: Eukaryota; Fungi; Basidiomycota; Agaricomycetes; Russulales; Peniophoraceae.
AUGCCUUUCGAAACCGCGCGCACUAUCCUCCGCGAAUACCGUCCCGAGACGGACAUAGACAAGCUUCUCACGCUCUGGAACGACCCCGAAACCCAGCGCUUCGCCUUCCCCGACUACAUAGCCCCCAGAACAAAGUCGGCAAUCGAAGAGAUCACGAAGGGUUUCACGAAAGGCCCAUCCGGCUCGAGCAUCUUCGUCAUCGCCGAGGACAAGGAAUCCGGAGAGUUCCUCGGACAACUAUCGUUCGCCGUCGUAUUCCCCAAGACCCGCAUUGCCGAGGUCGGCCUGUCGCUUGCGCGCGAGCAUUGGGGGAAGGGGUAUGGGAAGGAGCUCGUGGCGUGGGCUGUUCAGCUUGGGUUCGAGGAGUGGGGGUUGCAUCGUGUUCAGUUGUCCACAUCGGAGGAGAACGAGCGCGCGAUAGCGCUGUACAAGCAUGUCGGUUUCACGCAGGAAGGUUUCCGAAGGGAUUUUGUGUGGUCAGCUGGGAGGUAUUGGGGAGUAGUGCAGAUGUCCAUUCUUGAACACGAGUGGGAUGUGAAGGAGGGAAAGGCAAAACAGAACGCGUAA